CUCUGGGGGCGUGGCUUCCGGCGCUCCUUGCUUGCAAGUAGCCGCGGCUUAGAGCGCAGGCGGCAGCUGACAGGCGCUUUUCUUCAGACGGCUGCGGCUGGAGCCCAGCGAGGCGGGCGGCCCCCUGCUCUCGUCCCCGUGUCCCGGCCCGCGAAGUUCCAGGGCGCCGGGGCAUGGAAGAGGGGAAGAUGGACGAGAAUGAAUGGGGUUACCACGGCGAAGGCAACAAGAGCCUUGUGGUGGCCCACGCGCAGCGCUGUGUAGUUCUGCGUUUUCUGAAGUUUCCUCCAAAUAAGAAGAAGACCUCAGAAGAGAUACUUCAGCAUCUGCAGAACAUAGUAGACUUUGGCAAAAAUGUCAUGAAAGACUUUUUGGGGGAGAACUAUGUUCAUUGUGGGGAAGUUGUUCAGCUGCCUUUAGAGUUUGUGAAACAACUGUGUUUAAAAAUACAGUGUGAAAGACCAGAGUCUCGUUGUGACAAGGACCUGGACACACUCAGUGGUUAUGCCAUGUGCCUUCCCAAUUUAACCAGACUUCAGACCUACCACUUUGCAGAGCACCGGCCGAUUCUGUGUGUAGAGAUUAAGCCAAAAUGUGGGUUUAUACCUUUCUCGAAUGAUGUUACCCAUGAGCUGAAACACAAAGUGUGCCGAUACUGCAUGCACCAGCACCUCAAGGUAGCAACUGGAAAAUGGAAGAAAAUAAGUAAAUACUGUCCUCUCGACCUCUACUCAGGAAACAAGCAGCGUAUGCACUUUGCCUUGAAGAGUCUGCUGCAGGAGGCGCAAAACAAUCUGAGGAUAUUUAAGAAUGGCGAGCUGAUUUAUGGUUGUGGUGAUGCCCGGAGUCCUGUGGCUGACUUGAAGGAGCUUGCACACCACCUGAAGCCCUUCUUCUUCCCUUCCAAUGGCUUGGCCAGUGGGCCUCACUGCACGAGGGCUGUGAUCCGGGAGCUGGUGCAUGUUAUCACCAGGGUGCUGCUGAGCAGCGCAGACAAAGGCCGAGCAGGGGCCCUGAGGCUUGGGCUCCAGGGCCCACGUGUCUGUGAAGCCAGCCCUUUCAGCAGGAGCCUGUGUCACCAAGGAAAAGACACCCCAGAGCACUCGGGGUUACCGAAGGGCUGUCUUCUGUACAAAACCCUCCAGGUGCAGAUGUUGGAUCAGCUGGACAUCGAAGGCCUCUACCCUCUCUACAACCGGGUUGAGAGCUACCUGGAGGAGUUUCCUGAAGAGAGGAAAACAUUACAGAUAGAUGGGCCUUAUGAUGAAGUAUUUUACCAGAAGCUGCUUGAUCUGUCUACUGAGGAUGAUGGGACAGUGGCCUUUGCAUUAAGGAAGGUGCAGCAGUACCGAGUAGCCAUGACCGCCAAGGACUGUUCCAUCAUGAUUGCACUCUCCCCUUAUUUACAGGGCACAAGAGGUUAAAAAAAAAAAAGACAAAAGGCAGCAUAUGUGACUUCAUGAGGCAUCAAACUAGAGGAAAAAGCACACAAUGAGUAAAGAAACGUAACUACAGGAUUGUGGUGUGUGCCAAGAACUUCCCAGUCUUUGCAACUGCCCUUCUUCGUCAACCUUUCAAGGUGCUAUGCUCUAGGAUACUGUGCUGGAGGAGCAGUCUCCAUGUCUCAUCUGCAUCAUGAUCAACAGGGUGGGCAUGUUGCUCACUAAGUCUUAUGGCUUACACACAAUGAGCUCUGACUCUGUUCUGAGGGAUGUUUCUUGUGCUUUUCCAUUCUCUUGGGAUUUCAAUGUAUCAAGCAAAACUGCCUGAACAUACAGAGGUUUUAAUGUUGCUCUACCUGCUGUCGGCUCAUUUGCAUAUAACAAAGUCCUCUAUAGUUCUUAUUUUGAGCUACGGUUUGUAUGCUUUGACUCAACUGGAGUUAGCUGAAUUGCAUUUUAAAUAAAUGGACAAGAAGUACAGCUUAGACAUCUUUGUUACAUGAAGAUUUUAGUUGUAGACAUUUGUUUUUAAAUAUUUUUGAACCUCAUUUGUCUUUAAAAAACCUUUCUCUAUUAAUAAUUCAGCUUGGGUCAAUUAAAAGUAAAUAAUGUAUUUAAACAAUAUUUCAGUUGGAAUGUAGGGUUAAAUAAACUUGCAGUGACAUAGUAAUUUCCAGAAGCCGAAGCUGACCAAAGAAAUAGAAUAGGGCUGUAUAGUUCUUAGCUCUAUUUGGAAACAGCCAGAUGCUGUAUUUGAGGUCUGGGAAGGAUAAGGCCCUGGAGGCCUGGAAGCUUGCAUAACAACCGCUGCUUAUGCAGCCCUGGCCAGCAGCAGGAAUGGAAACAGGGAGUGUGGGCCAAGACAGUCAAGCUGCAAGUUUUCUUCCCCCGCUUAAAGAAAGAACAGCCAAAAACAGAUUUCAGUUUUUAAAAAGUUAUACUUCAGUUGCAAAUAGGAAAUCUAUGUUUUAAACACCAAGCAUCUUUAAUACAACUCCUGUUUACAUAUUUGUAACAGGAAGAAGACAUUCCUUAUUUACAAGUACUGAAUACUAAGUAGACAUGUUUUACUGCUCUUUACCAAACAAGCAAACACACUAAAGAGAAACUGAAGUUGGAGCCUGAGAACAAAACAAAAAGCCUUUAGAACAAGCAGUUAGUUUGUUAGUUUAGCAGCACUAGAGCCCCUGGGAAACUGUGCAGAUGGAUGGCUUCACUCAACGCCUCUUCAGAAUGUCCAGUCACUACUGAAAAUUCUCUCAGGGGCAUUUGCAAAUAGACUUGGGUCUUUUUUGUCCCACAGAAUGAGAUAAUAAUGUUCUCAUAAAGAGAUUAUAUUAACAUAUGGACAUAUGAAAUCAUUUACUUAAUUACAACUCACAGCAAGGAAGGGCUCAAGUGCACCAUGGUCUCCUGAGGAGCCAGUCUGUACAUUCUUAGAGAAAGAAUCUGCUCACUUGUUAGUAAGAUGGAGGGGGAAGUAGGAGUGAAACAAUAUGGUUUGUGUUUAUCAGAUAAAUAUAUUAUUUAAAAACAUAUUAAUACACCACAAUUAAAAGCUAGUAUAGCCACCCAGACAUGGCAAGCCUGUGUAAUCCUAGCACUUGGGAGGCUGAGACAGGAGGAUGAUUGCAAGGCUGGUUUACACUGGUAAAUUCAAAGAGCAGCCAGAGCUGUAUAGUGAGACUCUUAGAAAGCACAAAAUAAGACAGAAUACAAACUUGAAAAGCUUCAGAAUGUGUAGUUCUUUUUUUCCCCUUUUCUUGAGAUAGGGUCUGAUUGUAUAGCCAUGGCUGGCCUCUAUCUCAGAGACCCACUGGCUUCUGCCUCCUUUAGUGCAUCAUGCCUGGUUACAUGUGGUUGUUUUCUAUUUGCAUUAUAAGACGAUUUCAUAAAAGAAAGCAGCUAAAAUAGGCUUUCAAUCUGAGCUAUAAUAAAUAGCUGGAAAUAAAAAAAGAGAUCUAUAUGAUACUUCAUCUGAAACCUUUACAAGUAUAAGUAAUCGUUUAUUAGGAUACCCCAUAAAAAGGCAGACAAUAACAAAUGAGGUGAGAAUAUGGAAAAGGUGUUUUAUUCUGUAAAAUCAAUCAGAUAUUUCCUUUGCUCUUUUUAAUGCGUAUUAUGCAUUCUGAAAUGAUCCAUUCACAUGGUAAGCAAAGUGAAAAUCAUUUCUUUAAAUUUCAUAGAAAGAUAAGCUAUUCAUUUAUUCAUAGCUGCAUACAGGUCUGCUUUCCAUGGGAGUUUCACUGUUGGAAUGUGCUAUUUGCAGUGGUGUGAGUCUUUCAGCUUCCUGCAUCAUUAAAUCUGAUCCCUGACCCUGUGACUUAAUCCCACAUGGGUUACCCUUGGGAUUAUCUAAUUUUUGUUCUCACUUGCCCUGUGCCUCUUUCAGAGAGAAUGGUAACAUCAUUUGAGUCCUGCUGGACUGGGAAGAACCAGGUGUCAGUCUUGGUAACAUUACUCUAAGCUUUUUCCCGAGCCCAUGUCCUGGGGGUUGGGGCAUGGAGAAGAAGAAGGUGCAAGAGAAGGGGCUUUUUUAGACAUACAGCUGCUUGUUCUUUUAAUUUUCAUAAAGCUCAUAUAGCAUAAACUAUUUAAAGUGACCGAUUUGCUGAAACUUAGGACAUUCGGAGUGCUGUUUGAGCACCUACUACCUCUAUUCCCAAAGCAUGUUUACUACUUCCAAAUAAAAGUCACACUCAUCAGUUAGUCCAUUGCACUCUCCCCUCUGAAAACCCCCAGUAGCCCACACCUAUUCAUUUCAGUUUUUUGUAGGGGGUGGGGGGAGGUUGAGACAAGGCCUUUGCUGUCCUGGAACUUGAUAUGUAGACAGGCUGGCCUUGAACUCACAGAGAUCCACCUGGUUCUGUCUCUCCAGUGCUGGAAUUUAAGGUUUGUGCCACCACAGCCAGCCCCUUCACUUAUGUUUCUAUGAAUUUAUCUAUCUUACAUAAUUCAUAGAAACAGGACCGUAAAUACACAACUUUUAGUGUCUGGCUUUUUCAGCAAAGCUUUCUAGACAAUUUAAUAUUUCAUUUCUUUUAUGCCUGAAAAAACAUUCCUUUGUAUGUAAAUGAAUUUCAUUUAGAUGCUUUAAAAAAUAACAUAUAUAUUCUUGUUGAUAUUUUCACUUUUUCCUGCCCUAUUUCCUGUGAAUGGAUCAUUCUUUCUUGUUACUUUCUAUGCUUUUUCUUUUUUGCUGUUGCUGGGCUACAUUUACUUUUCAUGAGGAAGGUUUAUUUUGGUUCAGUUUCAGGGGUUACAGUGGUGGGAAAACCAUGACAGCUAGACUGGCUGCAUCCACAGCACUGGAGUGUGAGGGGCUUGUUCAAACGCUGUGGACAGAGAGGGCAGCAGAACUAAACUGCUUCUUUGGAAUACUGGAGUCUGAUGACUCUGGCAGUCAUAGUCUUCCUUGCCCUAAAGGUCAACUGAGAGAUAUAUAUGCAUGUUUAGCAACUUCCAGCCUGAUGUACUAUGACUGUAGUCUUCUAUGUGAUCACUAUGGAGUCUCUAGAGUACCGUUAUAUUCAUAGCCAAUGACCCAGCAGAGUCCUUUGAAUGCCUGGAGCCCAGAAGAAAAGAAAAACAAAACAAAACAAAAUUCUCCUGGCCUUUGGAGCUUGGCAUUGAAGUGGGCACCUUUUUGGUGCUAGGAUAGCCCAUAUCUCUGCCUUUACCCCAGAGGGGUAGGCCUGGUCCCUGUCUAGUCUUUUCUUAGCAGGCAUCAGUCCUGGGCAUGCAUGGUGUACUGUUUUUCUUUAUGUAUGCAGUGGCGUUUCCAAACAUUAUUUCUCCCCCCUCUUCCUCUUUCCAGUUUUUCUUUCUUUUGGGGGGCUGGCUAGCCGCUAUAUGACUUCUCUGCAGUCCCUUGUCCCGGCAGGCUUUGGGAGCACAUGAAGUUGUACAUCUCAGAAAGCUGCUAUUGCCAGGGGUCUAAGUAUGACAGACCAGGUGCUGCACUGCUCUCCUGCGGAACCAUCAAAGCAGAUCAGAACACACAGCACAGUAUUGGAAAGAUGUUUGUAUCUGUCCCCUAACUCUAGCUACAUCAAGAGUGUGGGCUGCUAGCCUCAGGGCCACUGCCAGCAUGGAGAAGAAUUGACAAUGUUUUCCUCUGAAAUCCAGUGGCUCUCUCUCACCCAGCACUCCUCAGCUGCUGCAAGUAUCUGAUUUGAUCCCAGGGUUCGUCAUGGUUUAUUCUGUCAAAUUUGGCAGUUUGUGGGGGUUUUAAUAGAGAAACUGAUCUUGGGGUGCCCUGCUAUGUUAUUUUCUGUGACAUCACAAUGGUCUGUGAGUUUCAUAAGCAAUACAUAUAAGUUUGUCAUACAACAGUUCCACUCCUAAAAAUCUAACCAGAGAAAUAAAGCACAUCUGUAUACAAA
Molecule: messenger RNA, 5827 nt
Organism: Peromyscus leucopus (white-footed mouse)
Lineage: Eukaryota; Metazoa; Chordata; Mammalia; Rodentia; Cricetidae
Gene: Ippk
Product: inositol-pentakisphosphate 2-kinase
Exons: 13
Coding region: 174-1424 (416 amino acids)
Biological process (GO): inositol phosphate biosynthetic process
Cellular component (GO): nucleus
Molecular function (GO): ATP binding; inositol-1,3,4,5,6-pentakisphosphate 2-kinase activity
Source: RefSeq, a predicted model, not a curated record